ACCCCGCGGCGUCACAUGGCCGGGCGGGGACCCGCCCCUCGCGGGGGUGUCGGGACGAUCCCACCCGUGAUCCGUCAGCGCCCGCGAGCGGCCGCAGCAUCCCUGAGCCCGGCGGACCCCCGCUCCACCAUGGCAGCCCUGCUGAAGAGCCUGGUGGGGGCGUCGGAGAAGUCGGCCCGCAUCGCCCAGCUGUGCCGCCAGGAGGAGGCGCUCUUCCAGCUGCUCAUCGAGGAGAAGACGGGCACCGACAAGAACAAGAAGUUUGUGCAGGAUUUCAAGACGCUGGCGGACGUGCUCAUCCAGGAGGUCAUAAAGCACGACGUGGGCAAGGAGUUCCCGGAGCUGCGUGGCCACAUCGGCGGGGAGGAGUCCAACCAGUUUGAGAACAGCCUGGGAGAGACCCUGGUGGUGCAGGUGUGUGCGACCCAGCAGGACACGGCCUCGCUGCUCUUUACAAUCCUGGACCGGAACCAGCCGGCGGCCGAGCUGCUGGCAGCCGCCAUCCACCAGGAGGUGGCGCUGCAGGACCCAGCGCUGGACACAGUGGCGCUGGCAAUCCCCCCAGAGAGACUGGCCAUCUGGAUCGACCCCAUUGACUCCACCAAUCAGUACAUCCGCGGCCAGGCCCGCGUGGCGCCCAUCGAUGGCAUCUGCCCGUCUGGGCUGUGCUCGGCGCUGGUGCUCAUUGGGGCGUACGACCGCAGCUCGGGGGACCCGGUCCUGGGGGUCAUCAACGAGCCGUUCUUCCGGGAGGACCCCCUCACCCACAGGUGGCAGGGUGUGUAUCACUGGGGCAUCUCGUACCAGGGCACCAGCCUGGCCUCGCUGCACCGGCCCCCGCUACGCCCCGAGCCCUGCGUCGUCCUGAGCAGCAGCGAGACGCCAGCGAUCCAGCGGGCGCUGAGGCCGCUGUACGGGGAGCGGCUGCGCUUCGCCUCGGGCGCCGGCUACAAGAUGCUAUGUGUGAUCCUGGGGCUGGCCGAGGCCUACGUCCUCUCGGAGGGCAGCACCUUCAAGUGGGACUCGUGUGCCCCCCAUGCCAUCCUGCGGGCUCUGGGCGGAGGGAUGGUGGACCUGGAGGCUGCCCUGCAGGCCUGGCGCGCUGGCCAGUGGGGGGCGCUGCCGGAGCUGACCUACAACCAGCCUGCGGCGGGCGCCGUGGGGGCCGAGCGCUGGGCCAACCGGGGCGGCCUGGUGGCCUUCAUGCACCGAGAACACUUGGAGGUGGUGCUGGCCACUCUGAUCACUGCUGCCCUGUGACCCGCAGGGGACUGCCCUGCCGGGGGGAGGGCCUGGCUCCGCCUGUGGGGGUGGGGGCAGUCUGGCCCCAAGGGCGCGAAGGGGUGAGGUUGGCAGCACCAUUCGGAGGGGGGGCAGGGGGCUGCAGGCAGCCACUGCUCCUGGCAGGUGUCGCAGACCUUACGCAUGGGGCAAAGGCCCCAGAGAGGUGCCACCUCCCCUCCCCUCCGGAGCCUUCCAGCCCCACCCCCCUCUGCUAGUGCUGCGGGCGCCCACUUGUGCCAGUCUCCGCCACAGGAGGUGUUGCCUGGUCCCCAUUAAACAGUGCGUUUCUGUU
Molecule: messenger RNA, 1576 nt
Organism: Malaclemys terrapin pileata
Lineage: Eukaryota; Metazoa; Chordata; Testudines; Emydidae
Product: inositol polyphosphate 1-phosphatase-like
Exons: 6
Coding region: 16-1260 (414 amino acids)
Biological process (GO): phosphatidylinositol phosphate biosynthetic process
Molecular function (GO): inositol-1,4-bisphosphate 1-phosphatase activity
Source: RefSeq, a predicted model, not a curated record